GCGCUUUUGGUACGGCCCGCGCCGCCACCUUCCUUCGCUGGGGAGGCUGACCCCCUCCCAGUUGGCGGCUCUUGGUGCCGCCCGGGAGAACCAGGUCAUCGGCCAGUUCCCGUGAAAACAAAAACAAUCGGCGGCGCCGCCGCCGGCACCCGAACGCGGCGGGCCGAGGCCAGGGACGCGGCGCCUGGUGGGUUUGGGUGGGCGAGCUGGUGAGCGGGAGCAGCGGCGGGAGGCCGGGGUGCCAUGGGGCAGGUGGGCACGGGCUGCGCGGGGCUCCCCCGGCGCCGGGGCUAGCGCGCCCGCCGCCUCAGCCGUCCUCGCCGCCCGCCUGGGGGACGAGGAGCAGGAAGCGGCCCCGGCGGGGCCCGGGCCGAACGGCUGCGGAUACCCGGGCGCCGGAGAGCCGAACGCCGCCGCCUCCGGCAUGGAUCAGUGCGUGACGGUGGAGCGCGAGCUGGAGAAGGUGCUGCACAAGUUCUCGGGCUACGGGCAGCUGUGCGAACGCGGCCUGGAGGAGCUCAUCGACUACACCGGCGGCCUCAAGCACGAGAUCCUGCAGAGCCACGGCCAAGAUGCUGAAUUAUCAGGGACUCUUUCGCUUGUUUUGACUCAGUGCUGUAGAAGAAUAAAGGAUACUGUUCAGAAAUUAGCCUCAGACCACAAAGACAUCCACAGCAGUGUGUCUCGGGUUGGAAAAGCCAUUGAUAAGAAUUUUGAUUCUGACAUUAGCAGUGUAGGAAUAGAUGGCUGCUGGCAGGCAGACAGCCAAAGGCUUCUCAAUGAGGUGAUGGUGGAACACUUCUUUCGACAAGGCAUGCUGGAUGUGGCCGAGGAGCUCUGCCAGGAAUCUGGUCUUUCUGUAGACCCAAGUCAAAAAGAACCAUUUGUGGAGUUAAAUCGAAUAUUAGAAGCAUUAAAAGUCAGAGUUCUGAGACCUGCUCUAGAGUGGGCAGUCUCAAACCGAGAAAUGCUCAUUGCCCAGAACAGCUCCUUGGAAUUUAAGCUGCACCGACUGUAUUUCAUUAGCUUGUUAAUGGGCGGAACCACAAAUCAACGAGAAGCAUUGCAGUAUGCUAAGAAUUUUCAGCCAUUUGCCCUAAAUCAUCAAAAAGACAUUCAGGUAUUAAUGGGAAGCCUAGUAUACCUGAGGCAGGGAAUUGAGAACUCACCGUAUGUUCACCUGCUUGACUCGAACCAGUGGGCAGACAUCUGUGACAUCUUCACGCGGGAUGCCUGUGCUCUCCUGGGGCUUUCUGUGGAAUCCCCUCUCAGCGUCAGUUUUUCAGCAGGUUGUGUGGCACUGCCAGCUUUAAUUAACAUCAAAGCUGUGAUUGAACAGAGGCAGUGCACUGGAGUUUGGAACCAGAAAGAUGAAUUACCUAUUGAAGUGGAUCUUGGCAAAAAGUGCUGGUAUCACUCUAUAUUUGCCUGUCCCAUUCUUCGUCAGCAAACAACAGAUAACAAUCCACCCAUGAAAUUGGUUUGUGGUCAUAUUAUAUCAAGAGAUGCCCUGAAUAAAAUGUUCAAUGGUAGCAAGUUAAAAUGUCCAUAUUGUCCAAUGGAACAAAGUCCAGGAGAUGCCAAACAGAUAUUUUUCUGAAGAAAUGAAUUUGGUUUGCAAUUUGAAGAAAGCUGUGAUAGAUUCCAAAUUUGCUUUUUGAUGUUUUCCUCUGCUCCAGCACUUGCCUCAAAAUCAGCACACCUGCAUUUGAGCUCUGCUUGUAGCCCCAGUGGGCUGCCUGUUUAAAAUCCCAUCAUGAAUUUAGCAGGCUGGUGUGACAAGUCUUCCACUAGAACAGAGUGGAAGAAGUAUUGUGGGUUUUUUUUUUCCCUUUUAUUGCCAAGAGGUGCUUGUUUUUAAAGUGUGUUCAAUAAAUGAAAUUCUGAAGUUAGAAGUGUUCUUAAGUUAAUAUAUAUGCUCUCUUGGUCUUGGUAGCCUCUCCUUUGAAAUCUGUCUUCAGGACUUGGCUAUGUGUUGCAUCUGUAUAUCACUACAGACACAGUGUUGUGCAUGUAUGUGUGUAGAUACUGUGCACCAGCAUCAAACAUUGUGCAUCUGGAAGGGAAGUAGCAUGUUCCAGUCCUACAAUGCGGUUACCAGACCCAUCACUUUUAAGUCCUUCAAGUUAGAUGCUAACAAUUUUUCUGUAGUGCAGAAUAUGUUCACUGCUGUUUUUGUGUUUGAUUUGUGUACUGGUCAAUGACUCUUCUGCAAAGUGUAUCAUCUCAUUGACUGUGAAGCUGUAUAUUAUUCAAAUGGCUACAGAUAACGAUCUUUUCUCUUGUGAGGUAUCUUCAUUUAAUGCACUGUCCAGAAAGAGCCAUGUGUAAGAAUCUUUUUCUGUAUGAGAAACUACAUGGAAAAGACUUCUGCGGACAUAAUUCUGACUUAAACUCAUGAAGUUAUUUCAUCAUGAGAAGAUUGUUAUAUGGAAAUCACCAAAUACUUUCCAGCUUUUUUUUUCCAUCUGACAUGGAACUGAACCAUGAACAUAGGAAUACUCUGAUGAAUGAAAAAAAUCAAAAAGCAAGGAGACUUUGACAUUUUAAACUACAAGUGGACUUAGAUCAAGGGAAGGGGGAAAAUGACAGAUUUGGUGCUAAGCUCAUGGGAAAUUGGCAGCAUUCACAGUAGCACAUCAGCCUGGCUGGUUUAUUCUGAAUUAUUCGCCUGGGAGAGCUGGGAUUUGCUUGUGGAAAAAAAGAGACUGCAGAAACCCUGCAUGUCACCCCUGUGUUAUCUUAUGGUUCCUGCUGAUUCCAGUGUGCUGUGAAGCUAGCUAGGAAUCACAGUCGGUGCCCCUUCGAGUACUUGCUUUGUCCAAACUCAUUCUGACCCACAGUGAUGUUUGUGUCACUGUUGGGACUUCAUAUAAAAAAGUCCCCCUCUACUAAAGAAGUGAAGGAAGGUCUCAGACCAAGUUGUUGGAGUAUAGGAAAAAAGUUGAGCGUUCCAGGCAGUACUCAGUCUAGGGUGUAGGCACGAUUUUAUAUAUAUAUAUAGUCUUUCCUUUGAAUUAAAUUAUUGAGUGUCAGUUUUUUAAAACUUUUUCUCCCCAGGCCAAAUUUAGCUUUAUACAUAGUUUAUUAUCUCCUUUCCACCUCAAACAUCUACAUGACGUCAUUGAAGUUUCAUACAAGGUUUGAGCAAAACAGAUAAGCUAUAGAGCUGGUAGUCAAUUUUUUUUUUUUGUAGCAAACCCUUUUGCACAGUUGGCUAAAGCCACUUUUAAGGACAAAGCCUCUGUUUUAUCCCUCUCCUGAUGUUAGGAAUCUUAUCAACAGUUUCCUAGGCAGCUCAUGAAACUUUAAGGAUGACAUGCUUUAUUUAACAAGCAUUUGACUUUACAGCUUUUUUUGGUCCUGUAGUCUCACUGGGCAGGAAAAGGGCCAAAAGAUAUUGACACUCUUGGUCAGACAAUUUAUCAUUAUGUCUGUGAUCUUCUUUAAGUGCAUGGACUUAAAAUCUAUAGGAGACUAAAUGUACAGGAGGAGUGGAUUUGAAGAGGCUAGACCUUAACCAAAGAUGCCAGAGUACAACAUUACGUCCUUUCUAUUCUAGAAAACACCUUCACAGUGGUGUUAGGACCAUAUCAUCAUUGAUGCUGCAUGCACAGUGGCAUGUAGGGUAAUGCUAUUGGUUUCUUCCUGUCUCUCCCAGCAAGAGGCAAUGACAAAGCCAAGUUAGACUAACUUAACGUACAUUGGAAACUUUCAGAAUGGUGUCUUAAGCUCCUUUAAGAGCCAUUUCCAUUACCAUUUGUGAACAAAGGCCAUGGGAUUAUAUUAAACCAAUAAAUCUUUUAUUAGCAAAUCUCUAGAUCUCAACUUGGCCAACACAUCUGUAUUUUCUAGCACUCUUCAUAGUGGCUAAGGUUGCUUUUUUUUAUCUAUUUUUUUCCUCCUUUGCAUUGUCAUUGCAAAUGAUGUUUCUGUUUUACUGAUGAUUAUAUGAUACUUCUAAUACAUAAAUGAACGGGUAUUGGUGCCUCUUUAUUUUAAAGAAUUUGAAGAGCCACCUCAUUUAUAGGGUGUGUGUUUUGUGAGUGUGUGAGCAUUUAAUUGAAAAUAAAGUUACGAAUUACAUCUUUGUUUCAAUUUUUCUGUAGCAGCUAAAGUGCACGGAGACACUAAAACCCACACCAAAUCACGUGGGGAUGAGGAUCCUUUUUUUCUUUUCUUCUGUCCAGGUGGUCCCACAGGUUAUGCAGUUCAUAUUCAGUAUUCUCCAUGUUCUAAGUAACUUCCACCUCAAUGGUGUCAGUCUUUGAGAAAAGCUAAGAACUCUUGGUUUAGCCAUACAAGAGGAGCUACUGGUAGACUAAUAUUUACCCUCUGGCUUUCCAGCACAACCUUUGAUAAAGUUGACUGACAGCCAGGCUGAUCAGUCUGUUUAGUCAUCAGACUCGGGUUAUCUUCAGGGAAGGUACGGAGGCAUGGUUUGGUUCAUUUUAUCACUCAGAUGUAGAAAGUGAAGACAAACCAAAUAGCUUUCAUCACUUUACGUACAUGAUCUGUGGUAACACUAGAGUGCACUCAAGUACAUAGUAAGGAACACUUAAAAGGCUUGUUAUUUCAUAAGCCUGUGGUAGGUUUUAUGUGGUUCAGCAGUGUUUACCAUAAACAGGUACAGGCUUCAUGAACUUUUUAUAUUAAAUUAUAAUUGACCAUAUACCAAAAAUAGAAUGACAUGUAUUUUAAUAGCAGACGAAGCAGUUAGUUUGAGGGUGAAUUUUCCACUGUUAAUUUUACUUUAAAAAAUAGCAAGAGAAACAAAAAUUUUUGUUUUUUAAGACUACAGUUUUAAACUGUAGUGAGCACAUGCUUCAUUUACUUCCAAAGAGGUGAAAGCAGCUGGAAUUGGCUUGCAGCACAUGCUUUGUUUCUUGGUGUGAAUGAGGCUGUGCACAUGUUUUAGCGGUCACUUAACCUCCUCUAGCCAGGCAAAUCUGGGGUUCACUAGGAUUUAGUGCCUGAUCUUUUCUUUGGGGAAAGGGUGAGAGUGAAUGUAUGAGGGAGGGAGGGAAGCAGGAAAAGGAAAUGGAAGCGUGAAUGAGUGUGCAUGUGUUUAGGAAUUCACCCUCACCCCACGUGUGUCUAGCAGAGACAGGUGACUAAUGUGUUCGCUCAUGACUGCAGUAUGCAUGUAUUUUUUUUUUCCUCCGUGUUUUCUAGACCUACACUAAAAGGAUUCAUCAAAUCAUCUUGUUCAGAUGGCUCAGGAUUGUAUGUCUUUUGCUUACCCUGUGCUCUUGGGUCCUAUAAUAUUUCUAUAAUUAUGUAAUAAGAAUAGUGUUGCACUGUAUUCUAUCGUAUAGAGCUAUAUGUAUGGAAAAUUUUGAUCAGUUUUUUUAAGAGAUGUAUCCUGUUCGCAAAGGCACAAUAAAGUUGCAUCUUCUAGACUAUAGGCAAUAAAGUUAACAAUAAACCUUAUUUAACACAAACCAUGCUCAUCUUCUCUGCUCAUUUGAUUUUGGAAAAGAAAGUCUAUUAUAUUCCAGUAGUUUCAGGGAUUUCAUUUAACUUUAAAAAUUCUGAUAUAUUUAAUUUAUAAAUUUCGGACUGAUAUAAUAGAAUUUUGGAAAACUAAGAAAUGCUUUGUUAAUGUGUGUAUUCCUAUGUAAAACACAUGGCUCCUGUGUAUAUUUUUUAAAAAUUAAAGAAAUGCACAUC
Dipodomys spectabilis (banner-tailed kangaroo rat) is the source of this 5673-nucleotide messenger RNA. It is a transcript of the gene Rmnd5a, whose product is annotated as required for meiotic nuclear division 5 homolog A. Gene Ontology annotation, biological process: proteasome-mediated ubiquitin-dependent protein catabolic process. Lineage: Eukaryota; Metazoa; Chordata; Mammalia; Rodentia; Heteromyidae. The transcript has 10 exons. Gene Ontology annotation, molecular function: protein binding; ubiquitin protein ligase activity. The coding region runs from base 425 to 1600 and encodes 391 amino acids. Gene Ontology annotation, cellular component: GID complex; cytoplasm; nucleus. The record is from RefSeq and is a predicted model, not a curated record.